Anguilla anguilla (European eel) is the source of this 1072-nucleotide messenger RNA. It is a transcript of the gene insl5a, whose product is annotated as insulin-like 5a. The record is from RefSeq and is a predicted model, not a curated record. The coding region runs from base 78 to 449 and encodes 123 amino acids. Gene Ontology annotation, molecular function: hormone activity. The transcript is spliced from 2 exons. Gene Ontology annotation, cellular component: extracellular region. Lineage: Eukaryota; Metazoa; Chordata; Actinopteri; Anguilliformes; Anguillidae.
GAGUGGGACAGGCGACUUAGAGGAGGAGGAAAGGAAAGUAGGAGAGCCAUGUAUAUAUGGAGCUGUGACUCUGCCAGAUGCAGACAAAGACAAGGGGAGCUUUUGGAGUGAAAGAGUGCCGGUACAGACACCAAGAAACCACCAUGAGCAAGACAGCACUGCUGCCCGUGCUCAUGCUAAGUGUCCUGUGUGCGGUCGCCCUGAAGCAGGGCGAGGUGGAAGCCAUCAAGCUGUGUGGCCGCGAGUUCAUCCGCGCCAUUGUCUAUACCUGUGGUGGAUCCAGGUGGAGGAGGAUUCUCAAUGAACCAGCCCUACAAGGAGUGGGCAGCUUUGAGUACCUCGGCACCAGUGUGGCAGUUCCUCAGCACAGACGAGACCUGAAUGAAAAGCUGACAAUCAUGUGCUGUCAGGUGGGCUGCAGAAAGAGUGACCUGGCCUCCUUCUGCUGAGGCACCACACCGACCAGUGUCUACUUCCACAGACUCUCUCCCCGGGCUGCAAAACUACGUCUUUCCAUAAUAAAUUUAAAAAAUCAAUAGAAAUAUGCUUAUCGUCAGUGUCAGACUUGCUGAUGUCCACAGCAUCAGCAGUGAUGCCAACUCUGCAUUACUAAAACACAAAAAUACAAAGUGAAAAUACCUUAGAUGGGGCACAUUGAUAAUUUAGCAGUUUAGCCUUUUUUUUUACUUGAAUCUUCUAUAUGCAAUCUACCUUCCCUGCAUUUUUAUUUGUUUUGAAAUCUGUCCCUCACAGAUGAAGGUGAAUUGUUCAAUUCACAAUUCACAGCAAUGGCCUUAACUGUGCAAAAAUAAUGUUUUAUCCAUUUUAUGGUAGCACUUCAAUAAGCAAGCUCACUUAUUCAUGUUCAGAAGAUUUCCUUCAUUACUACCCUGUAUAUUUAGGGGACUAACCAAGGCAAUCUAUUGUAUUAUUAUUAUUAUUAUUAUUAUUAUUAUUACGUUUGCUGCACAAAACAUGCUGUAGUAAGCCAAUGAAUAUGAAGCUUAAAGCUUAAAAAUUCACAUUAAGUCAUUGCUACUCUUCCGAGAUUUUAUACUUGCAGCAGUGACCA